AUGUGCUCAAGGGUGGAGUGCAAGCAAUGCGGGAAGACAUCGUGGCGUGGGUGCGGGAAGCACCUUACCACACUCUUUGCCGGCAUUGAGAAAGGGAAGCACUGCAUGUGUCGCCCUUGGCCAGGGGUGGUUGUUUCGUCUGAGAUGGUGACUGAGCAACCACUGGAAGGUUCAACUUCAACUGACAAGG
Messenger RNA from Ilex paraguariensis (yerba mate), 190 nucleotides. The record is from the annotation of a GenBank genome assembly. NCBI's taxonomy places the organism in Eukaryota, Viridiplantae, Streptophyta, Magnoliopsida, Aquifoliales, Aquifoliaceae.